AGACUGCUAGGCACUAACCUUGACUAACCAUACACCUUCAACCACAAAAUACAGCAAACUAAAGUAGCUUCGUCUCUCCAGCUCCAAAAUGGCCGAGGGAAAGUAGCAGCCAAGGGCCCAAGUUGCUUUUGCUUUGCAGAUCCGAUCCUCUACACUAAAACUCAAUAAUCUCGAAGCCUUAUUAGUCAUCGAGUUGCAGCAGCGACGUGCAAGCUAUGAAGUUGAUGACAACAUCUCCAAGGCUUCCGAUUCCAGGUCCAUGGGACAUGAUGUGCUCGAGCAUAUACUUGAUGGCACAGAGGAGCCGACGAAUCUACCGUUCGAGCUUCUGAAGAACAUCACUGGAAAUUUCUCCGAAGAGAGAGAAAUCGGUCAUGGUGGAUUCGGAAUGGUUUACAAGACGAGUUAAGCGGACUUGAAUGGAAUACACGUUAUCAGAUAAUAAAACAAAUUUGUCAUGGUUUGCAUUACCUACACAAGGAAAAGACUAUUCUUCACAUGGAUUUGAAACCUGACAAUAUACUUUUGGAUAACAACAUGGUGGCCAAAAUCUCGGACUUUGGAUUAUCAAGACUGGAUGAAAAAUCACAAACAAUGGAUGCAAAACGUUGUGUAACAUUAGGAUAUUGCUCUCCGGAAUAUCUACUUGGUGGUAAGAUGUCAGUCAAAUCUGACAUGUAUAGCUUGGGUGUAAUGAUCAUUGAGCUGGUGACGGGAUAUAAAGAUAUCCCUGACAACAAUAAUGUACUGAGAAGAUGGAGACACAGAUGGAAUAAAUCACAGAAGGAAACACCAUGGUCUUACCAGAUAUUACAAAUAACUAAAUGCAUCGGAAUAGGGCUACAUUGUCAGGAAAGUGACCCAUACAGACGGCCAUUUAUACAGGACAUAAUACAUGAUAUGAACGGAAAUGAAGGUACUUUUGGACAAAACAGCAACGCUGAUGGAUUUUAUGCUGACCAGACAAGGCCUUGUUGGGAUGACGAUAUGCUUGAUAUUGAGCCGCUCAAGCUACAUUUUCAGUUCGAACUUAACAAGGAGAUAUCAUGCCUACUUAAUCUAGACAACAGUACAACUGCUGCCAUUGCCUUCGCUAUACAAUCGGUGAGCCCGAUGCCAUACUGCAUACAACCAAACAAAGGAAUUGUUCUACCACUAUCCAGGUGUGCCAUUGUGAUAACAUUAGAGUCACAAAGUAUGCCACCAAAGGACAUGCAACACCUGGGUGAGUUCGUCGUACAGAGCGCCAAAAUAAUUGAUGGAGUUACACCUGAGGAGAUAACGUCGGACAUGUUCAAUAAAGUGUCUGGUGAAGUGGUUGAUGAGGUGAACGUGGAUGCUAUUUUUGACCUGGCACUACUACUUGAGGAAAGUUAAGUAUGAUGUAUACAAGUGCAACACUUCAAUUUAUUAACUAGGAAUAAAAUUUUGAAUUUCGGUAAACAUGAAUAACUUAUUGUACCAGCUUAAUAUGUUUCAAAGAAACCUUUAUACUGGUCACAAGGAAUGUAAAGUCAUCUUAGAGAGACCUAUAUUUUCCAGUGAUAUUUUAGUUUUCUUAACUUCUGUUGUUGCCAGACUAUUUUUUCAAUUUCCUUGAGAUUGGUACAAUAUACAUUUUCUCGUCUCCUACUGUCAAGCCUAACGAGUUGU
Aegilops tauschii subsp. strangulata is the source of this 1653-nucleotide messenger RNA. NCBI's taxonomy places the organism in Eukaryota, Viridiplantae, Streptophyta, Magnoliopsida, Poales, Poaceae. The record is from RefSeq and is a predicted model, not a curated record.